GCUAGCUGGCAAAAUGGAGCAUUCUCAAGAGUCGAUGUUUUGGCUUUAUCGGCGUCAAAUAUUGUGAAGUGUGCACGCUUGAUUCGUGAGUCCGGCCGAUUUGGAUAGAUUUAGUGACUUUGGAUUUUUUUUCUUUUUCUAACUGGGAAAAAAUCCGUACGCCCGUUAGGUGCAUCGAAAGGGACCGUCGGGUAUUUUUCUUGUUAUCAGAGCUCGGUUCUUUUAGCGUCACACAAGAAAAUUGACGUUCAGCUGCAAUCGAGACUUUUGGGCUCCGUCGGGUAGGUUGGACAUUAUGUUAUGCGAUCUUAACAGCCCUGCGACAUUUAGACUGUUUCAAUCGUCCUCCUGACGAGUUAUAUAUCAGGCAACUUAACAAACUAACACGGCAGUCGGGCUGUGACCGAAGCUCGUUUAUUGGAGGGGCUGUGACUGAAGCUCGUUUAUUGGAGGGGGGGUGAAAGAAGGCGAGGGCUUUGGAAGACCGGUCGACACAAAGUUGCAAUAUAGCGCCUCUCGUCGGUUCCGUUGUUGGGAUACACACAACCCAGGAAAACACAAUCCGGUUUGUCAUCCGAGUGACGUUACGCCGCCUACUCGAUGAGAAGGGAAGGCGAAGUGGGGUGGCGAGUCGAGUUUUGUAAACGAUACCGCCCUCCUACUUCCUGCAGUGCAAGAAGGUGUGUCUCUGUGUAUUUUCAAGGCAAGACAAAACGACUCACACCUACGGCCGUUCGUACGAAACAGUCUACAGACUGCUGUUAAAUAACCAUGGGACUUUGACACGGGCUAGAUAGACGUACUGGUUUGUUUUUGUUUUUUUUGUAAUUCACGCCGAAUCCGUAUUACGCGGAAUGAGGCCUAACCUACUUAAACCAGCCGACAGCGGUGGUCAGUGCGAGUCAGAUUUGUCACUCGACGGCAACAAAAGCACGUUACAUAGUCGGCAAGCUAACGCCAGGGCAUGAUUUCAAGACCGCGUAAGGGGUUUCACCUCGCUUUUGCUGGACAACCAGUUAACUUUUCCCCCAACUGCUAAGUAGGCGGCACAGUUGGAGGACGAUGGAGACGGGUAUUCAGCCUCACCAGGGCGAACUGUUCGUCCACCCGCUCUCCAACCCCGCGGCCGCGGGCAUCUGCCCCGAAAUGCUGGAAGUGGCGGAAGAGGCCAGUCGGGCCGGCGACUUCAACCUCGCCGUGGAGAUAUACAGCUCACAGCUCGCCGACCUGCAGCAGCCCGACCGAGGUCUAUGUCUGCGUAAAGCCGACUCUCUGGCCCGGGCCGGGCGGAUAUCGGAGGCUCUAGACUCGUACUGCACGGCGGCCAACCUGAGCAAACUCCGACCGGAGGAGCUGCGGCUGCUGGUGGAGACCAUAGCGCGCAGUCUUCGCGAUAAAGAGUUGACGGGAAUCGCGGGCGGAGUACGCGGCGGCGGGGACCCGGGCGACGGAGAGCCGGACGGGGACACCCCGGAGGACGAGCCUCUCGACUUGUUUUCGUGUCGCCUGUGCAAGUGUUUGCUCCACGAACCCGCGACUCUGGAGUGCGGCCACACUUUCUGCAAGCGGUGCUUGGAGGACGACGCCGUUAAGGACUGCAGACAGUGCAGGCACAAACCGGGCACAAAAGACGGCCAGGUAUCACCCGUCGGCCUUAGACUCAACGUCGUCCUCAGCGGCCUGCUGGAUAAGUGGUUCGAGGCGGAGAGCAAAGCCAGGAGGCACUGGGUAGAAGGAGAGACUUUAUGGAAAAGGCAGAGCCACGCAGAUGCCUUGGAGAAGUAUAACAACGCGGUGGAGCUGGCGCCCUCUUUAGCUCGACUGCUGUACCAGCGGGCCGAGCUGCACAUGGAGAUGAGGUCCUACAGUCUAGCUGUUCAGGAUGCCAGCAGCUUAUGCAGAAUCAAACCUCUCUGGCCAAAGGCCCAUUAUCUCAAAGCCACAGCUCUAAGUAAAGCAAGCCGUAAUGAUGAAGCCUUGCAGGAGUAUUUCGUGUGUGUGGCUCUCAAACCUAACUGGACCAAAGUCAAAAUUGAGGCUCAGAAGGUGCUUAGCGAGCUGUUCUCCUCUGUGUUUGAGAGGGAGGACAUCACAACCCCAUUGCACCCUCUCCAGGGGGGGCAUGCCGGCCGCCUCAUCAAACCCACCUCCCUGCUUAACAGUCUAAGACCUCUCACACAGAGACCUGGUUUUUCCUCUCAGGACUCAGAGAUCAGUGUGACCAAGAGCGCUCCAGCCGAGGAAUCCUCUCAUCUACUUCCCCUCUCCCCUGCGAAGUCUAAUCUGCCCAUAGGGGAAGACAGCAGUAAGAGCUUAGCCAGUGUCCUGGCAGCCCUCCCACCUCCCCCUGGUGGUCUCAAGAGGAGGCACAGUGGCGAUGGGCCGUCGUCAGCUUUCAGUCCCCCCUCUAAGCUCCUCAGACCAGAUGCAGCAUGCUCCUCUCAAGCAGCAGUUGUGUCUGGAGGGAGGACAGUGCCUCCCCAGCUACUGGACAGUGCAGACAUGGAGUGUUCCCUCUGCAUGAGGCUUUUCUAUGAGCCAGUGGCAACUCCCUGUGGACAUACCUUCUGCCUCAAGUGUCUUGAACGCUGCCUUGACCACAACCCCAACUGUCCCCUCUGCAAGGAGAAUCUCUCAGAGUAUCUGGCCACCAGAGGGUACAACAAGACCCUGCUGAUGGAGGAAGUGCUGCAGCGUUACCUCAGUGAUGAGCUGGCAGAGAGGAAAAAAAUCCACGAGGAGGAAAUGAAGGAGCUGUCCAACUUGAACCAGGAAGUGCCAAUCUUUGUGUGCACCAUGGCCUUCCCUACCAUCCCUUGCCCUCUGCAUGUCUUUGAGCCACGCUACCGGCUCAUGAUCCGCCGCUCCAUGGAGACUGGCACCAAGCAGUUUGGCAUGUGUAUCGCUGAUGAGGUCAAGGGCUUUGCUGACCACGGUUGCAUGCUGGAGGUGCGUGAUGUGAAGUUUUUCCCUGAUGGGCGUUCAGUAGUGGACACCAUUGGCGUUUCGCGCUUCAAGGUGCUGAGCCAUGGCCAAAGAGAUGGCUACAACACAGCCAAGAUAGAGUAUCUCGAGGACAAGAAGGUGGAGGGGGGGGAGCUAGUGGAGCUACUGAAGCUUCAUGACUCGGUCUAUGAGCAGGCCAACAACUGGUUCACCUCCCUCAAAGACAACAUGAAGAGCCAGAUCCUCAGCCACUUUGGACAUCUGCCCAGCAAAGACCCUGACCCACAGGGUAGUCCCAGUGGUCCUGCCUGGUGCUGGUGGCUGCUCGCUGUCCUGCCCUUAGAGAACCGGGCCCAGCUCACCAUCCUGGCCAUGACCUCCCUAAAGGACCGCCUCAUCGCUAUCCGCAGGGUCCUCAUCUUCGUCACACGUAAGAAGCCACGGUGAUGGCUGGGCUGCCCUUUAAACCCUGGACCUCUUGCCAUUUGUGCGGUGCAUCCAACUGUCUAUGAAGUCAUCGAUCAGGCAUCUAUCAUGAGCUCCACUGAGAGCGUUGCCUUUGCAGUAUUUCCAGAACUCAACAUAAACUCAGCUGUGGCCUGAGAAGCUGGCUGUGGCACGUACCCUUAUUCUAUGUUCGUCCAUGUUACCAGCUAUUCAUCAAUCUACCUGUUCAGCCAUUUGUACCUGUUCCUUCACUGAAUCAGUGGCGCUAUGAAAUGUUUCUCUGACAGAAAACCCUUCAUACUUUAUUCUGAUUCUCUACUGAAAACUAGGAGAUGCAGGUGGGGCCUAGCUGUUACCAUCAAGGUCAGUUCUUAGCUGUCUGGAAGGAUCUUUGGAGCCUGUUAUGAAGGCUCACUACAGAAGAAGGAAUUGUGAGCAGAGUUGUGAAUACAUGAGAGUAGCUUAUUGCAUAUAUGAAGUAGUACUUCAAAUAGACUGGGCUGUAGGAAGACGGACUGUAACACAACGAUGUGACAUGUCACAGCCACAAGAGUAUAACAAAGCUCUCGCCGUGGAUAGUUCAAGACUCAAGAGAACGGACGCUUACCUCCUGAAAUAAUCCAGUGAGUCAAGUAAAUUCUUCAUGAGACAGUUCAAGCCUGUUUCAUGCCAUAAGCAAUCAUCAUCUGUCAGUCCUGAAAUAUAAAGCAAAAAGGAAUAAGACACAUUUGUACGACUGAGAAAGACACAGAAUUGAAUGUAUUGGUUUGACUGUAGUUUGUGGAUGGUUUUUUUUUUUACUGUUGUAAAACCAAAUUUACGAGUUGUACAGUAAGAGCAGAUUCCUGCAAACCCCCCCUUGGCGACGGCCGUUGUUCCUCUCUGUCUCUCUCUCUGUCUACACAUCUGAGCCGAGAAUUGAAAUGCUAAACCCUGGGGUUCUUUGUCUUAUCGUAUCACCCAUUGCUGUGUAUGUUGCCUCAGAACAUCUCACAAAAUGUGAUGACCUCUGUGAGAGGGGGAGCACGUCGAGGAUGGACCGGUGGUCACGCCCUCGCAAGUGAGUCUUAGAAAAAUCACGUGCCGCAAAGAGAGAGUCCUGAUCAGAUCUAGACGGAGAAAUUUUUGUCGAGUUUAUAAACAUACAUAGUAAUAUGUCUUGGAAAAUGCAUCCCCCUCGAUUCUAUUUUGAUUUGGAUCGACCGCAUUUCCUCCUGUCAUGACACCAUAUCUCUGGGUGAGAAAAAUAGACCUAAGCUUUGGGGUUGAUUGAGUCCUUUGUCACUUUUUUUUAAUGUAUCUUCAGUUUCUUUCUCUCUGCCCUAAAAUGUACAGUGAAGUCUUUAGUUGGGUAAUUUUUAUCUUAUUUUUUUUAAAUCUGUAAGUUGAUGUGACUUGGAGGCCUUGUCAGUGUUCUGUUAAUGUCGUUUCUCUCUCCUACCUGUGUAGCUCCACUGUAGUUACUAGCUCUCUGUACGGGGUCGGGAUUAAGACAAGCUGCAUUUCCCAUGUAUAUUUGUAAAGGGAGUUCUUCUACCUAUUUUUUAUCGCAAACGGAAAUAAAACACUCAUGUUCA
Molecule: messenger RNA, 4970 nt
Organism: Lampris incognitus (smalleye Pacific opah)
Lineage: Eukaryota; Metazoa; Chordata; Actinopteri; Lampriformes; Lampridae
Gene: lonrf2
Product: LON peptidase N-terminal domain and ring finger 2
Exons: 12
Coding region: 1063-3393 (776 amino acids)
Molecular function (GO): protein binding
Source: RefSeq, a predicted model, not a curated record